AUGGUUACUCAAAGUUGGCUAGAUGUUUUCAAUGAGGUAUCUCUUACUAACCUUUGUUUUUCAUCAUCUGACCACUCCCCCUUAUUUUUACUCCCUGAAAUUACUGCUGGUAUUAUGACUACUGCUCUCUUUCGUUAUGAAAAUGCUUGGCAAAGAGAGCCCUUGUGCCACCAAAUCGUGUCGAAUGUCUGGUAUUCUAACCCGACUGAAGGUAUUAUGGGGAAAAUUGCGAUGUGUGCUAAGCAUCUUGCUGAUUGGGGUCGAACUACUACUGGGAACUUUAAAUCCCGAUUGAAGAAAAGCAAGAAGCUUCUUGCUCAGUACAAAAAUUCAGCCAAUGAGUUUGAUGCUGAAAACUUCAUGGUGGAGAAGAACAACUAUUUCGAGAUUUUAGCGCAACAAGAACUCUAUUGGAAAUAA
This is a messenger RNA of Cannabis sativa, 420 nucleotides long. RefSeq lists its product as uncharacterized. The record is from RefSeq and is a predicted model, not a curated record. The coding region runs from base 1 to 420 and encodes 139 amino acids. Lineage: Eukaryota; Viridiplantae; Streptophyta; Magnoliopsida; Rosales; Cannabaceae. The transcript has a single exon.